Messenger RNA from Hevea brasiliensis (rubber tree), 833 nucleotides. RefSeq names its product calcium-dependent protein kinase 14-like. NCBI's taxonomy places the organism in Eukaryota, Viridiplantae, Streptophyta, Magnoliopsida, Malpighiales, Euphorbiaceae. The record is from RefSeq and is a predicted model, not a curated record. Bases 67 to 459 code for a protein of 130 amino acids. The transcript is spliced from 3 exons. Gene Ontology annotation, molecular function: calcium ion binding; enzyme regulator activity.
UUUGAGCUAAGAAUUGGUUUGUAGAAACUAGGUCAUCAGAUCACUGACACUGAUCUUCAAAUUCUAAUGGAAGCUGGUGAUGUAGAUCGUGAUGGGCAUCUGGACUAUGGGGAGUUUGUGACCAUUUCUGUUCACCUAAGAAAGAUGGGCAACGAUGAACACCUUCUCAAGGCCUUUGAAUUCUUUGAUAAAAACCAAAGUGGGUACAUAGAAAUUGAGGAGCUAAGAGAUGCGUUGGCUGAUGAAGUGGAUGAAAACAGCGAAGAGAUCAUUAAUGCUAUCAUUCAUGAUGUGGACACAGAUAAGGAUGGAAGAAUAAGUUACGAUGAGUUUGCGACAAUGAUGAAGGCUGGUACAGAUUGGAGAAAAGCAUCAAGACAGUAUUCGCGAGAGCGGUUCAAUAAUCUGAGCCUCAAAUUGAUGAAGGAUGGCUCAUUACAGAUGAACAACGGGGGGUAGAUGACUCAACAAGAGAGGAUCAUGACUUACAAAAGGGCUAAAAGUACACUUUUUGUCUUUCAUUUUUCUUUCUUUUUUCCAGAUUUUUUCUUAUUCCUUUUUUUUUAAAAAAAAUAUUUUUAAUCCUUUUGCAAAAUCUUUUUUGGUAACUAGGAUUUGGGGCCUGGUGUUUUUUUUUUUUUCCUAGAAUUUUUUAUGUUCCUUUUGUUUGUUAUGAGAGUGGGGUGGACAAAACUAGAGAAGAAGUUGAAGGAGCUAUUAUUUGUGGUUGUAAAUAUAGUUAUUAAAUUCCAUCAAAUUAAUUACCUGGCUUUUGUUUACAUGAAAAUUUUGAAUUUUAUUUGGACGUUAAUUGAGAUUAAAUGGUGAACAAA